AUGACCUCUUCUGUACGAAUUGCUAAUUGUAGUGGAUGCACUGGUGACGGUCCCGAGGCUCUUGGCCGGGUUGUUAGAGAAGGUCGAGUUGACUUUGUCACCGCGGAUUACCUUGCGGAAGCAAACAUAGCCUGGCAAGCUCUCGAAAGGAACAAGGAUGCCACCAAAGGCUAUGACAGGGAAUUUCUGAAAGCCUUUGAUCAGGAAACGGCACAUAUAGUUGCCGAGAAAGGUAUCAAGAUCAUCCACAACGGUGGCGGGUUAAAUCCCCAAGGCCUAGCUCGAGCGAUUGAGGAGCUCUUAGCUUCCUACGGCAUAGAUUCCCUGAAAGUGGCUUACAUCGAAGGGGAUGAUGUUAUUGGAAUGAUUGACAACUUGAAGCAGUCCGGUGAGCUCGUUCAUCUUGACAACCCUGACAUUACGUUUGAUGCCGUCCAGCCCGAUAUUCUAUGCGCCAACGCAUACCUUGGCAUGGGCGGCAUUGUCGCCGCUCUGGAGCUCGGCGCCGAUAUAAUUAUCUCUGGUCGAUGCUGUGACGCCAGCACAGUGAUGGGAGCCGCUACCUGGUGGCAUGGAUGGAAAUCCUCAAAUCUUAAUCAGCUUGCUGGCUCUCUCAUUGCUGGACAUUGUAUCGAAUGCGGUUGUUAUGCGACUGGCGGAAACUUUUCUGGCUUCAAAAAUAUCCCCGAUAAUCAAAACCAGGGCUUCCCGAUAGCUGAGAUUGAAGCAGAUGGCACAUUCCACAUCUUUCUUCAGGAUCAGGCAAAGGGCCUAGUUAGUCGUGACACAAUUACAGCUCAGCUGGUGUACGAGAUCCAAGGACCCUUCUAUCUCAACCCCGACGUAAUUGCGGAUAUAACGAACGUAACUAUCACGGAUUCCGGAGCAAAUCGCGUUACUGUGAGUGGGAUUCAGGGCCUGUUACCUCCCCCAACAACCAAACUCGCCGUUUGUUCUAUUGGGGGUUACCAGUGCGAAACUUCUGUAUACGCAGUCGGGCUCGAUAUCAAGGAAAAGCUAGCUGCAUUGGUGGAAGCAUUUGACCAGAAUCUCCCGGACAAGUCCAACUACCAAACCUUUCGUAUCAGCCAAUAUGGAGUACCACAAGAGAACCCCUCAUCCCAGGCUUUAGGAACCUGCCAAUUCCGGAUCUUCGCUCAAUCCUCUCGACAAGAACCCCUCCAUCGUGUGAAAGAAGUUUUGAUGGGCUACUGGCUCGGCGGAUUUCCUGGGAUGCACUUGAACAUGGAUUUCCGAACGUUGGAGCCUAAACCAUACGUGGCUUACCUACCAUUCCUCAUCAAGUAUGAUCGGCUGCGUGUACGGACUGUUUGCGGAAACCAGGCUCUGCAAAUUGCCAGCCCCCCCAUGACUGCACCUUUCACUGGUCAAAAUCUUAAAGACGCUGACCAGCCAUAUGAUCCGGAAAUGUAUGGACCAACAGAAAAGGUUCCUCUCGGCACCAGGGUCCAUGCUCGCUCGGGGGACAAAGGUUCCAACGCAAAUGUCGGGUUUUGGGUUCAACAGAAAGAUGAAUAUGAGUGGCUACGUUCAUUCAUGAGCGUCAAGACGUUCAAGGGACUUCUCCGUGACGAAUAUGAUCCCAAUUUUACCAUAGAGCGCUUUGAGAUGCCGAAUAUCCAAUGCGUGCAUUUCCGCAUCAAGGGCAUUUUAGACGGUGGCGUCAGUUCCACGCCUCGGCUCGAUGGCCUCGCAAAGAGCUUUGGCGAAUUCUUGCUCUCAGCCUCUAGUGGCUCCAAAGUUCUGUUUUAG
Molecule: messenger RNA, 1773 nt
Organism: Fusarium tjaetaba
Lineage: Eukaryota; Fungi; Ascomycota; Sordariomycetes; Hypocreales; Nectriaceae
Product: duf1446 domain protein
Exons: 9
Coding region: 1-1773 (590 amino acids)
Source: RefSeq, a predicted model, not a curated record